AUGGACCCUGUGCCGACCGGGCUCCGGGCACCUGCAGACGGCGCCCACGGCACCGCCGACCCCUCCCCUGCACAGACCGGGCUCCGGGCACCGGCAGACGGCGCUCACGGCACCGCCGACCCCUCCCCUGCACAGACCGGGCUCCGGGCACCUGCAGACGGCGCUCACGGCACCGCCGACCCCUCCCCUGCACGGACCGGGCUCCGGGCACCUGCAGACGGCGCUCACGGCACCGCCGACCCCUCCCCUGCACAGACCGGGCUCCGGGCACCUGCAGACGGCGCUCACGGCACCGCCGACCCCUCCCCUGCACAGACCGGGCUCCGGGCACCUGCAGACGGCACGCACGGCACCGCCGACCCCUCCCCUGCACGGACCGGGCUCCGGGCACCUGCAGACGGCGCUCACGGCACCGCCGACCCCUCCCCUGCACAGACCGGGCUCCGGGCACCUGCAGACGGCGCUCACGGCACCGCCGACCCCUCCCCUGCACGGACCGGGCUCCGGGCACCUGCAGACAGCGCUCACGGCACCGCCAACCCCUCCCCUGCACGGACCGGGCUCCGGGCACCUGCAGACGGCACGCACGGCACCGCCGACCCCUCCCCUGCACGGACCGGGCUCCGGGCACCUGCAGACGGCGCUCACGGCACCGCCGACCCCUCCCCUGCACAGACCGGGCUCCGGGCACCUGCAGACGGCGCUCACGGCACCGCCGACCCCUCCCCUGCACGGACCGGGCUCCGGGCACCUGCAGACGGCACGCACGGCACCGCCGACCCCUCCCCUGGAGACACUAACCCAGCGAGCUCCAGCUGGAUUCCCAGCCCUUGA
This is a messenger RNA of Caretta caretta (loggerhead turtle), 834 nucleotides long. NCBI's taxonomy places the organism in Eukaryota, Metazoa, Chordata, Testudines, Cheloniidae. The record is from RefSeq and is a predicted model, not a curated record.